This is a messenger RNA of Tripterygium wilfordii, 1338 nucleotides long. RefSeq lists its product as uncharacterized. NCBI's taxonomy places the organism in Eukaryota, Viridiplantae, Streptophyta, Magnoliopsida, Celastrales, Celastraceae. The record is from RefSeq and is a predicted model, not a curated record. The transcript is spliced from 2 exons. Bases 596 to 1207 code for a protein of 203 amino acids.
CCCUCUCUCUCUCUUCCUUCCUCAGCCUGAGUGGUUUGUCUGUCUUCCUCUCACAUACGUCCCUCUCUCCCCUCUCACUUGCAUUUUGUCCCCUCUCCCCUCUCCCCUCUCAGUCUCUAUUUGUCUCUCAAAUCUUCUUCUGAAAGAUAUGUCUAGUAAACCCUUCCCAAUCUUUCUAUUAUAGUUACAAACUAUCCCUCCACUUUUUUUUUUGCCUGAUGAGUGUGUCUGACCUAUUUCCUCUAAUGUUGUUCUUUCACAGAAGUGGCUCUCUCAUUUUGUUAUACAGAAAUGACCCAUUUUGUUUUGAUCGAACGGUUAAAAAUCAAGGUUGUAACGAUAAUAGAAACCAUCUCAAUCGUGUUUCUAUUUUCGUUUUACAACAUCUCUUCUCACUUUUUAAUUGUGUUUCUAGUUUCGUUUACAACAUCUCUAGUAGCUUUUUUUUUUCCUGAACAAUUUGUCUGGAAAAUAUCCAUGAUGUCCUUGUUAUACAGAAGUAUGAUUUUAUUAUCACGACGUUGUUAUAAAGGCAGUAGAAAGGUUUUCUCCAUCUCUGCAUUCAAAAUUGGUGUGAAUAGUGGAGUUUUUCAUUAUGUCUCAGCGAGAGCUUAUUGCUUCCUCACUCAGGCUAGCUAAAUCUGUGUUAUCCUCUCACAAAGAGAAAUUUCUGGGUUUGAAGAAGCGGGAAGGUGACCUUGUGAAGGAAGCGGAGGCCAUAAUGGCACACUUGGCCCAUUUCACAAAUCUUUUUGCUUACAGCGGUUUCUUUACUUUCAUCCCUCUGAAAGCCACUUUGUCCUGUUUUUCACUAUUAUCAGCUGUGCUGCUUUCAUUGCUAUUGUUGUCUUCCAUGGUCUGGCCGAUUAUGUUGGCCCGUCGCCGAUUCAAGGGCAUAUUUCUGGACUUCAAUGAAAUAGCUGAAGAAAGAGAGAAUUUGCUUGCAACUGUUGAGGAAUAUGCGAAGAUGUAUAACGAUGUUAUGAAUGCAUGUUCUUAUUCAGAUAGCAUUCUUACAGAUGAGGUGAAGCAGUAUUUUGAUGAGGUUGAUGAUCUGAUCCUGAAGCUGAAAGAAAAGGCUACAUCCCCAACCUAUGCUACUUUCUACACUGGGUGCCUCCGUUCUCUGUCAUUCUCGGUCAUAGUAUAUGCUGUAGGAGUGUUUUGGUUGGCUGAUUGGAAGUGUGGUAAACUCCUACCUAUUUAAGUCUCGUCAAAUUUGUUUAUUUAUUACCUGGUAGAUCUUUAUUCGUGUUUUUUCUUUCCCUUUCAGAGGCGCUUCACGUUUGAGUCUGAGUGGUGGAGGAUGGAUGGUAUGGCAGUCGAUGGGAUUUGAUG